AUGCCAAAGCAACGAACACUUGUCAAGGAGGACAAAAGGCGCCAAGCCCCAUAUUCUCGCACCCAGGAGACUAGGGCUCCAGCUCCGUCCCGUGCUACAAGGGAUCCAAUCCCCUCUCCUGAACCUUCACCACCUGAACACAAUCCCAAUUCUUCCCCAGCAAAAGCGAAGGGCCAACCACCACCUCCUGUCGCAGAAAGAAAACCCUCUGCCAAGCGUACCAUCGAGAAGGAGCGGAUGCUGGAAGAGAGAAUCGAAAUAUUCAGGAGGGUGGCUGCGGUAUGCGAGGAUCGUCACAAACAAAACGUCCAGAUUGACUGGAGAGAGCGAUUUUGGGCACACGUCAAGGGCGAUUGCGAAUCCUACGAGAAGCAAUUGGAGGCAAUGGAGAAGAGGGGAGCGAGGCCGAAAGGACACAAGAACCGCGAAAUAUGCCGGGAAGCCUUGAAAAUACUUUCAUAUGUUCCUCGCUCUCCAAAAGAUCUUGCACGUCGUCCGAUUUCACUUUCUUCGCAACAGGUUCAGGACAAUGUCGGAAAGCAAUCGAAAGGAGGCUCCUCUAGCCUAGAUCAUGGCAAGAACACAUACCAGCAACCCGAGGCUUCAUCUGGCAAACCUGUCCUGGGCGACGAGUCCAGCCCCGCCCCAGAGCGACGAAAUGCAGAAAAGGAGACGAAGAAUGAGCAGAGGGAACGGCAGCAGACGGCCCAGUUCAGGAAAGUAGCUGAUCUGUGUGAAGCUCAGAGCAAGAAGGGGAUCUCAAUGAAUUGGACGGAUCCAUUCUUAGCAGGUGUCAAGGCCCGUUGUGAACAGGCCAAUCUGGAGUAUACAUCCAUGCAGAUAGGGAACAGUGAGUCGAAAAAGAACGCGAGCCUUGAGAUUUACCGCGAGGCCCUGAGAGUAUUAACAUAUACUCCGCUCUCUCCAACAGACGCUACGCUAUGUUGGAUUUCAGGUUCCGAGGAUCAGCCAGAUGGUCAAACGGGUCGACUGAAGGCAUCGAAUGGGGAGAAAGGCAAGUCUUCAACAAAAGCCGAGAGGGGGGCUUCGAAGAAGAACCCUGUUGUAAUCGAAGAUACCGAGGAAUCGGACGAGGAACCUGCCACCAGCACCGAGAGUCAUGGCCCUCGUACCGAUGAUGAAGAGGCAGACGACGCUAUGGAGGAUGUAGAGGAGGGCUCUGCCGAAAAGACAUCUCCAUUCUACACCAAAGCCCAGGACUACGACGAUGACGAGGAGGCGGAAGACGUAAUGGACACUGUAGAGGACCACGUCCCCGUAGAAACCCUCACUCGCCACGCCGACAGACAAUUGAACAAGGCCGUAACUACCGUAGCCCCUACCAUUCCCACUACCACUCCUCCUCGAGCGACUUCUCGAACCAAGGCAGCGAGGACCUUCCUCGAAGAGCUGGCCGCCGACGCCGCCGAAGCUCGCGCCCUCGUCGCCGGAGGAGGGAUUCCGCGGCGCUUCCACAACUCAACCUCUACCAUUCCACCUCUCACUCCCACACUUGGCCUCGUCGCAACCACGGCAGCUCGCACAAUGAUCGAAGAGCUAGCUGGAGGCGCCGCCGAAGCCCGCACCCUCCUCGCCGAAGGCGGGAUCCCGCGGCGCUUCGUAACUUACGACACGAGCCACAUUCCCGCGCGCCCAUCACUCUUCAACAAUCAGGGCAGCAGGUUCGGGCCGUGGCGCGGGGAGACCUUGCCCGGAACCCGCUCCUACGGCGACGAGGAGGUGAUUGCCGAGCGCAAUCGGAAGAAGUCCCCGGAGUGGAACGGGGAAAAAUAUGUCCAAUGCCAGUGGGACAAGAAAGAGGAGACGUGGAAGGUGCCGGGGACCAGGCCUUUGUAG
Molecule: messenger RNA, 1857 nt
Organism: Mytilinidion resinicola
Lineage: Eukaryota; Fungi; Ascomycota; Dothideomycetes; Mytilinidiales; Mytilinidiaceae
Exons: 1
Coding region: 1-1857 (618 amino acids)
Source: RefSeq, a predicted model, not a curated record